GUUCUUAUCCCAUGUAGAAGUCUGGUAGUGUCCGCCGUGGUCUCCCGACUACCAGUUCGUGGUUAGGCGGUGUGUGUCGCGUGUACCAGUUGAUGUUAUAAUAAUUAUGGAGUCCUCACAGCAUGGCAAGAUGGCGGCCACUGAGGAGCAGAACGGGCACGUCGAACCUCUUACCCCACCAACUGAGAAGAAAAUGGAGGUGAAGGACAAAUAUUGGCUGAUCCUACAGCUGAUAUGGCUGAACCUCCUGAUCCUCCCAUACCUACUGCUGGAGAUAUACAGGAAGAUCUUUCCACCGCCGGGGAAAUCCCUUAAGGGCCAAGUAGUACUGGUGACCGGAGCGGGCCGAGGUCUAGGUCGGGGACUAGCACUAGGACUUGCCAAGGAAGGAUGUAAGGUGGCGGUCGCUGACGUCAAUAAGGAUAACGCACUGGACACCGCUGCCGAGAUCGUGAAAAGCGGAGGAGUCGCCAAAGCGUACUUCACGAACGUGGCGAAAGUGGAAGAGAUUAGAGAGCUGAGAGAGGCGGUGACGACGGAUCUCGGUCCUGUGGACAUCCUCCUGAACAAUGCAGGACUAGUGCAUGGUGAUCCUUUGGAAGUGGAUGUGGAAGAAGCCAUCAAAGGUGUCAUAGCCGUCAACCUAUUGAGUCACUUCUGGAUGGUGCGGGAAUUUCUGCCCACGAUGAGGGAGCGCAACUCGGGACACAUCGUAGCCGUGGCCUCUGUUGGCGGUUUGGUUGCAGUAGCCAACUUAUCUGCCUAUGUCGCCAGCAAGUUCGGCGUCAGAGGGUUUAUGGAAGCGGUCAGAGCAGAACUUGAGUCUAAGGCCAACAACAACGUCAAGACAACAACGGUGUGUCCCUAUUUCGUCAACACCAGCGCACAUUACGUUGACCACUGUGACAUUAGGAUACCUGCAAUAUCGAUAGAAGAGGCGGUGGAGGCGACGAUCGCUGCCAUCAGGCGGGAAGAGUUGAUCGUUACCAUCCCUGGUUACCUUUAUCCCCUUCUGAAUAUUAUGAGGUUGUUACCGCAGUAUAUAGUUGACCAAGUGUACAAGAUAGUUUAUGCUCGUAUAAUUCCACCCACGCAACAUGAAAAGGAUGUCAGUCCUACAGCCGCCAUAAUUAAGGAUCUCAGUGAUCAAGAUGUCAUCUGAGUUUUGCCUUCAGUACAUUAAAGCCAAUAGAAGACUAAAGGUUCGCCUGGUUAACAUUAUAAAAAGUGUUACAUAUCAAAAUAUCGUAUUGAAACUAACUCUACUACAAUUUUGUUUGAGGAGUACGUACUUAAAUACAUUUCCAUAAAAGAAAUACAUGUUAUUCUAUUUUUAACGAUUGUACACUCAGAUCGAGUCUUUAUGGUAGGUAUAUCCAAUAUUCUAUUUACAUUAAAAAAUUAUUUUAAUCAAAAUAUUUGAAGAGUUAAAUGGAAGGAUAUUAAUAAGGUAAAUGAAAAAUACAAGUACAAUAUAUAUAUAUAUAUAUAUAUAUAUAUAUAUAUAUAUAUAUAUAUAUGAGAUAUUUUAUCGUUAAGACAAAGAGGAAACACAUUUGUACGUUGUUUUAGUGGUUAGUAUAUCAUUUAAGUAUGUAUGUAAUUUAAUCACAGGUCUUACCUUAUCGAUAACCCGUUCUGGUUGACUUAUGAGGAAAUCCAAGAUCUAUAACUAAGUAAUAAAAGUUAACAAAUUUAAUUUAUUGCCACUCAUUAUUAAAUUAUGACUUAUUGAGCAUAGUUGAUUUAUUUAUUUAAAUACUGACUCUAUUAUGAAACGUCUAGUCUAUUAACGUUACUGCAUUAUUUAAUUGUAUAUUUAAAUAACAUUUGCAUAACAUAACCUUUAAAUAACAUAACAUUGGUAUAGUAUCACUAAAUAAAGUGUUUUUUAUGUAUUCUAUAUUUCUUCAAUUCCUUGGUUUCGUUUGUCAUAGUCAAGGGACAGAGAACAAAUUUGCAUUGUAUAGCGUAAGCACAGGAAUUGGUUUUUCUAGUAAUUGAUAGAGAAAUUUUCCUUAUUCGUAAAAUUUGAUAUAUUUCUUUAAACAUAUUCAUCUCUCGAUUUCAAGAAAAGCCAGAUUCUGUGCUUAUAAAUUAGCUCUUGACUCUUAAGAGUAUUAAUAUAGGCGAUAAUAACUAGGAAAAGUAACCAUAAUAUCUCUGAAGUAAGCUAUCUUUAUUUUCCUUAGAAACUCCUCCAUCGACAAUUAUUUUAUCUGGAUGCAAUAAAUUAUAUUCGUUAAAAUAGUAAAUUAUACUUUUAGUGUUAAAAAUAUAAAGUAAAAAAUUAA
Molecule: messenger RNA, 2294 nt
Organism: Homalodisca vitripennis (glassy-winged sharpshooter)
Lineage: Eukaryota; Metazoa; Arthropoda; Insecta; Hemiptera; Cicadellidae
Product: 17-beta-hydroxysteroid dehydrogenase 13-like
Exons: 8
Coding region: 107-1162 (351 amino acids)
Cellular component (GO): lipid droplet
Molecular function (GO): oxidoreductase activity, acting on the CH-OH group of donors, NAD or NADP as acceptor
Source: RefSeq, a predicted model, not a curated record